UUCAUCAUUCCUCCCCCUCCUGCUUCCCUUCCUGACUCUCAGCCAACUUCUCCUUCUGUCUGGUUCCAGCGCAGGCUUCUUGCAGCCCUAGCUCUGCGCACUCUGCACUGGGGCCCAGAGGAGAGCGGCUUUCCUCAGACCUUCCCUGGGAGGAAGAGACCACCAGACAGAGGGUGUGACUCCAGGGAGGUGGCAGGAGAGGAGACAGCAUGUCCACUUGUGCAGGGACUGCAGAGGGCGGUGAGCUGGCCCCUGUGGUACCACAGCCCACCCACAUCGACGUGCACAUCCACCAGGAGUCUGCUCUGGCCAAGCUCCUGCAGGCCACGGGUUUCCAGCUGCGGUCCUGGGCCCAGCCCAAGGGCACCGCCUCCCAGGCCCCAGGUAGCAGCCGGCUGCUGGUGGCAUCCUGGGUGACGCAGAUCGUGCUGGGCGUCUUGAGUGGAGUCUUGGGAGGAUUUCUCUACAUCUUUGAACCCUCCUACCUAGUGGGCUCAGGGGCUGCCAUCUGGACAGCGGCAGUGGCUGUGCUGGCUGGAACUGCUGCCUUCCUUCGUGAGAAACGGGGUGGCAUCUGCUGGGGCUUUCUGAGGACCCUGCUUGCGCUGACAGCUUUUUCCACCGCUGUUGCUGCCAUUAAAAUUGGGGCUGAUGGCUUCUACUGGAACCACUUCUACAAUGGGGCCUAUGUCUGCGACACUUCCUCCCGGCGGAGCUGGCCUACCCCACCGCCCAGCACGCUGAGUCCCGAGGAAGCCAGGAGGCAGCACCUGUGUGUCUCCUACGUGGACAUGCUGAGGGCCCUGUUCACAGGCCUCAAGGCCAUGCUCCUGAGUGUCUGGGUUCUGCUGCUGGUGGCAUCUCUAGCCCCUCUGGCUACCUUGGCCUCUCCAUGUCUGCGCUGCUGCAGAAGACUCCUACCUGAGGAGGAAAGGGAGCAGAAAGAACUGCUGGGGAUGGAAUGCAGCCCUGCUUCUGCCUGAGCACUGGUCCCUGCAUCUGACUCACCCAUUAUCAUUCCCCCUGACACAGCCACCAUCCUGGCUCCAGCCCAUUUCUUACUCACCUCCACCAUCCUGCUGGCUUUGUGUCCCCUCUUGAGCAGUAACUGGAUAAUAAACUCUCUUAUGGUCUUUGUUCCCAGCUUCUUGCUUUGUUAU
Loxodonta africana (African savanna elephant) is the source of this 1160-nucleotide messenger RNA. Its product is annotated as transmembrane protein 176A-like. Lineage: Eukaryota; Metazoa; Chordata; Mammalia; Proboscidea; Elephantidae. Gene Ontology annotation, cellular component: membrane. The transcript has 8 exons. The coding region runs from base 210 to 983 and encodes 257 amino acids. The record is from RefSeq and is a predicted model, not a curated record.